Messenger RNA from Lactuca virosa, 1373 nucleotides. The record is from the annotation of a GenBank genome assembly. Lineage: Eukaryota; Viridiplantae; Streptophyta; Magnoliopsida; Asterales; Asteraceae.
AUGCUUGAUGGUCAUUUUUAUAGAAAAGAGCUAAACCCAAAAUUGAUCGGUGGAAUUCGACGACGGACCAAAAUCACACACCAUCUGGAGACCAUGGCGGUUGAUAGUAUGCCUCCGAUCAUCUACGCACAACUCAAUUACCUCCUCACUCAUUCUCCUCACUCCAUCAAGGUUGAGCAAAUGUGGUCUGGUUCCAAAAAUCCUGGUUUCCUUGAUCGAUUUACCUUGGCAAUCCCUUUUUGUCUCGAUUACAUCAAAUGGGAUGUUAUCUACAAUGCACAAUUCCCAUUGUUGGCACCAGAUAUCAUUUUUGGACCUGAAGAUGAAAGCUUCAGACCAUACCACGCUGGUGGAGAAGGAGACCUGAAACCCAAGAACAGUUUAUCUGAUUGGAAUUGCAAAGAUCCAACUAAGCUAUUGUCUCUGAUUCAUGAACUUAGAAAUUUAUACAUGGCAUACCAGAAAAAACGUGUUGGAAAUGUUGAUGAUGAAAGACUAAAGUUUGAAAUCAACACUAUUUAUUCUCAAGAGGGAAUCGAAAUGUAUAUGAGCUCUGGUUUUGACAAGCCAGAAGAGGUAAAAUUUGCAGUGCCUUUGUUGGAGAUGGAUUUGAACAAAAUGGUUGCAGGGUCCACCUGGCGUCAUCAACAGAAGAUAUACUUACAGGUUAUAUAUCCUGUGGGUAGAAAGUAUUCAGCAAUGAGUUCAGCUCCACGUUUAAAAUUAGUAUCUACCCCUGAGUUGAAGACUUUAUUCUCCAUUGAUGACUUCAGACUUCCUCCUUGGUUGGAAGGAAUGUGCAUGGCUGAAUAUCUUCCAAAUUUAGAGGAGAUUCUUCAAUCACAGAUAAGAGAUGCUAUUUCAUUAAUUGAAGUUAGAAGAAAGUUCAUCACAGCAUUAGCUAUUCCUUUUGGAAGGCCACUAGAAGCUGAUCCAGUAUUUUGCAGGAAGGCAACAUUUCUAGCUUGCUCUGGCGCAUUCACAUUUCUGGUGCACUUUUCACUUCCACUUCAGUUCCCUAGGCAACAACCUGCUCUCAUUCUUCAAAGUUCUCAGCAUUUUCACUCUCCACCUGGUAAUGCACCCAUAAAGUCAGCUACUUUACAAGAUUAUCCAUGGAGUCCGAGGUGGGAUGUGGCAGAAAUGACAGAGAGAAUCUUUGAGUAUCUUAUGGAAGAAUGUUUAAAUUUCAAGAAGUAUUGCAAUGAAGUACUCCUUCAGCAGCGUUAGUGAUAUUUAUUAUUUACUUCAAUUUCUUGUAUUAUUCGUGUAAUGUAAUAUGAGUUUUUAAAAAUUGUCCUUUUAUUUCCAGAUUUAAUUCGUGAUGAUAUGUUUGUAAUGUUGAAUUAAGUAGUUAAAGACUUUAACAUAAU